AUGUCAUCUAUAGUAUUACCAAGUGGUAAAGUUGAUGGUUUCAAAGCAGACCAUAAAUAUUCAACACCAACACGUCGUCCAAUUGAACCAGUUGGUCGUUAUUUUUUAGCUCAUGCUUCAAGAACUUUAAGAGGUCAUACUUGGUCAGAAUUUGAAAAAUUAGAAGCUGAAAAAAAUGUUAAACAAAUUGAAAAAAAUGAAGAUGAUGAUUUAGGAGACGAAGAACAAAGUGAAGAAUUAUUAGAACAUGAUCCAAGGGAAUGGAAAACUGCUAAUUUAUAUGCUGUUUUAGGUUUAUCGCAUUUAAGAUGGAAAGCAAAUGAAGAUCAAAUUAGAAGAGCUCAUAGAAAACAAGUUUUAAAACAUCAUCCAGAUAAAAAAUCGGCAAGUGGUGGAUUAGAACAUGAUUCAUUUUUUAAAAUUAUUCAAAAAGCUUUUGAAAUUAUGUUAGAUCCAAUUAAAAGAAAACAAUAUGAUUCAAUUGAUACAAUAAAUGAUCCAAAACCCCCAACAAAAUCAAAAGAUUAUGAUUUCUUUGAAGUAUGGACUCCAAUUUUUGAAUCAGAAAGUAGAUUUUCAAAUAAACAACCAGUACCAAAAUUAGGUGAUAUAAAUUCAACAAAAGAUGAAGUUGAUCAAUUUUAUACAUUUUGGAGCAAAUUUGAUUCCUGGAAAACUUUUGAAUUUAAAGAUGAAGAUGUUCCAGAUGAUACAGCAAAUAGAGAUCAUAAACGUUAUAUUGAGCGUAAAAAUAUUUCAAAUAGAAAAAAAUUAAAACAAGAAGAUAAUAAAAGAGUUAUUGAUUUAGUUGAAAGAGCUCAUAAUGAAGAUCCAAGAAUUAAAUUAUUUAAGGAACAAGCUAAAAAGGAAAAGGCUGCAAAAAAAUGGGAUAGAGAAGCUGGUUCAAGAAAAGCUGCUGAGGAAAUUGCUGCCAAAAAGGCUGCAGAAGAAGAAGCUGCUAAAAAAGCUGCAGAAGAAGCAGCAGCUCUGAAGGCUAAUUCUAAAAAAGCAAAAGAAGCUGCGAAAGCUGCUAAAAAGAAGAAUAAAAGAAAUAUUAGAAAUGCAGUUAAAGAUAAUGGAUAUUUUGGUGAUGAAUCAAAAGCUACUACAAUUGAUGCUGAUGUUGAUUUGUUAAUUGAAAAAUUUGAUGAUAUUAGAUUAGGUGAAGUUGCAAAUAAAGUUAAAGAUCAAGAUGCUUCAAGUGUUAAACAAAUUUUACAAGAUGUUGCAAAAGAAUUAGCUAGUGCUGGUUCAAUAGAUGUAUCACAUUUAAAAUAUUUUAAUUAA
Insectozyma verbasci is the source of this 1287-nucleotide messenger RNA. The record is from the annotation of a GenBank genome assembly. NCBI's taxonomy places the organism in Eukaryota, Fungi, Ascomycota, Pichiomycetes, Serinales, Debaryomycetaceae.